Molecule: messenger RNA, 1008 nt
Organism: Cotesia glomerata
Lineage: Eukaryota; Metazoa; Arthropoda; Insecta; Hymenoptera; Braconidae
Product: kelch-like protein 38
Exons: 1
Coding region: 16-951 (311 amino acids)
Biological process (GO): proteasome-mediated ubiquitin-dependent protein catabolic process; regulation of proteolysis
Cellular component (GO): cytoplasm
Molecular function (GO): ubiquitin protein ligase binding
Source: RefSeq, a predicted model, not a curated record
GGUGUAUUACUCACAAUGAGUCUUAUUAUUGAGAAAAAGGACGACAACUACGUAAAACUUAUUUGGCCUGUCAAACUUUGUCAAAGUUUUGCUAAAAAUUAUUACUCAGAUCAAUUUAGGAUUGAUAAUAUCAACAACGUUAGUUUUAGUAUGAAAUUAGAACUAGGUGGUUCAUCAUUAAAACCAACUUUUAAUUUGUCGGUACGAAAAUCAAAUUCAGAACCAGCGUACGCUGUAGUUAAAGUGAUGAUCGGAAAUUUUUUGAUAAAUCAAUCUCAUGAAUGGAUAUCUUCAUGUUACUUUAGUGACAUAAUUAUCCCAAAAGGUGUUGAAAUAAUUCCUCAAUUCACUGUUUAUAGUUUUGGCAUUACGUGCGAAAUAUUUUGGAAAAGUACUCCAACAAUCAGCCUUGAUAACAAUCUUUACAACGAGAUGCGGAAAUUCUACAACUCGGAAGAACUCAGUGAUGUUACAAUCAUUGUUGACGAGACCAAAAUUCCAGCGCAUAAAGUCGUUUUAGCCGCUCAAAGCGAAGUAUUCGCAAAAAUGCUGCAAUCUGAAAUGAAAGAAGCUAAGGACGGUGAAAUAAAUAUUAAAGAUCAUGAUCCAGAAAUAAUUCUUGAAAUGUUGCAUUAUUGUUACAGGGGAGCAACGAAGGCAAGAUAUAAUAUCGAAAUAGCUUUGCAGAUGCUUGAGGUAGCCAAUUACUACCAAAUAAUGAAACUCAAGGAGAUUUCUAAGUCGACGUUGAUGAACAAUAUGUCAGUUGAUAAUGUUAUCAGAAUAAUUGACACCGCUGAUAACUAUGACGCUGUGGAUUUACGCCAGAAAGCUAAGGAAUUUAUUAUUGCUCAUUGUAAAGAAUUAUUUCCAUCCAAUGAAUUCCAGGAGCUGUUUUUUAGAAAACAAAAACUGAUGCUUGAAAUUGUUCGAGCUCUCGGCGAUAAGUAAAAUAACAACUUUAUUAAAAUUCAAUUUUUUAUAUAAGUUUGCGAUCAAGUUAUUCUA